This is a messenger RNA of Neopelma chrysocephalum (saffron-crested tyrant-manakin), 614 nucleotides long. Its product is annotated as ADP-ribose pyrophosphatase, mitochondrial-like. The transcript is spliced from 2 exons. NCBI's taxonomy places the organism in Eukaryota, Metazoa, Chordata, Aves, Passeriformes, Pipridae. The record is from RefSeq and is a predicted model, not a curated record. Gene Ontology annotation, molecular function: ADP-ribose diphosphatase activity. The coding region runs from base 56 to 397 and encodes 113 amino acids. Gene Ontology annotation, cellular component: mitochondrion.
CCGAGUCUGAGGCGGGGCUCGCUCCCGCCGCGGUGGGGCCGCGGAGGCGCCGCCGAUGCCGCUCCUGGCCGGGUCCCUGCGGCGGGCGGUGGCCGUGCUCUCGUUGUCCGUGGUGCUGUCGGCCCGGAGCGCUGCCCAGCGCCGCCCGGCACACAGUAACUCAUCUGCAAACUGUUGGUCCCAUCUUCAUCCUGUGAACAUGUUCAACAGUUACAAUGAUAAGUUCUACCACAGCAAAGCUCUCACCUCCCCAUAUCCAGGAUCACACGUUGAGCGUAGCCAAGUUCCUGAAGAUAAAGUGGGCUGGCUGACGGAAUGGAAAGAUUAUAAUCCUGUGGAGUACACUGCAAAAUCUGUUUUGGCUGGACCCAGUUGGGCAGAUCCCCAAAUCAGGUGAGUGGAAAUGGUGACUCUUUUCUUCUAUGAACAUGGAAGCAGGGAAUAGUGACAACCUGAGUUAAGAAGAGCAUCAGCUUAAGUGAUGUGUGAUUUUGCAGUGAUAUGUGAAAGUCAAGUCUAAGAAAAGUGUUGGUUAGAGAACUGAGUUGUUUGGGUUAGCUGUGAAGGUCUUUGACACAUGAUUUUACUGAGCUGUUGAUGCUGUGCAGUGUUUC